UCCCCGCCCCACCUUCCAAGCCCACACGCCCCCUCCCCUCCCUCCGUCCUCGACUCCGACUCCUCUCUCCACCCCACAGCAGCUCAUCUAGCUAGCCCUGUCCUUCUCCACCUCGCCGCGCUAGGCCGGGCACCAUGAGCGGCGCCGUCCAGCAGCAAGCGGAGCCCGCCGGCGCCGCCGGGAGCCCGACAGUCAUCCGCAACGCCCGGCACCGCCCGAGCACGCUCAAGCUGUGCUACCACCUGGCCGUCUCCAACUCCCUCUACCUCCUGCUCGCGCCUUUCGCCGCCGCCCUGGCCCACCGCCUCUCCCGCCACCCGCUCCCCGACCUCGCGGCCGCCGCCCGCUCCGCCCUCACCGCGAACCCGCCCCUCGCCGUCGCGCUUCUCGGCCUCGCCGCCGUCCUCGCGACCGUCUACCUCGCGCGCCGCCCGCGCGCGGUCUACCUCCUCGACUUCGCGUGCUACAAGCCGGGGCCCGAGCACGUGGUGACCCGGGAGACGUUCAUGCGGCAGUCGGCGGCGGCGGGGGUGUUCACGGACGAGAACCUGGCGUUCCAGCGCAAGAUCCUGGAGCGGUCGGGGCUCGGGCAGGGGACCUACUUCCCCCGGGCGGUGCUCAACUCGCCGCCCAACCCGUGCAUGGCGGAGGCCCGCGCCGAGGCGGAGGCCGUCAUGUUCGGGGCCAUCGACCAGGUGCUCGCCAAGACGGGCGUCCGGGCGCGUGACAUCGGGGUGGUGGUCGUCAACUGCAGCCUCUUCAACCCGACGCCGUCGCUCUCCGCCAUGAUCGUCAACCACUACAAGCUCCGCGGGAACGUCGCCAGCUACAACCUCGGUGGCAUGGGCUGCAGCGCCGGGCUCAUCUCCAUCGACCUCGCCAAGCAGCUGCUCCAGGUGCACCGUAACACGUACGCGCUGGUGGUGAGCAUGGAGAACAUCACGCUCAACUGGUACUGGGGCAACAACCGGUCGAUGCUCAUGUCCAACUGCCUCUUCCGGAUGGGCGGCGCGGCGGUGCUCCUGACGAACCGCGGCGGCGCUGCCCGUCGCCGCGCCAAGUACCAGCUGGUGCACACGGUGCGGACGCACCAGGGCGCCGACGACCGCGCCUACCGCUGCGUGUUCCAGGAGGAGGACGCGUCCGGGCGCGUCGGCGUGGCGCUGUCCAAGGACCUGAUGGCCGUCGCCGGCGAGGCGCUCAAGACCAACAUCACCACGCUCGGCCCGCUGGUCCUCCCGAUGUCGGAGCAGAUCCUCUUCCUGGCGUCCCUGGUCGGGCGCCGCGUGUUCGGGCUCCGCUCGCUCCGGCCCUACCUCCCGGACUUCAAGCUGGCGUUCGAGCACUUCUGCAUCCACGCCGGGGGGCGCGCGGUGCUGGACACCAUCGAGGGGAGCCUGGGGCUGAGCGCCUGGCACAUGGAGCCGUCGCGGAUGACGCUGUACCGGUGGGGGAACACCUCCAGCAGCUCGCUGUGGUACGAGCUCGCGUACACGGAGGCGCAGGGGCGGGUGCGGCGGGGCCACCGCGCGUGGCAGAUCGCGUUCGGGUCCGGGUUCAAGUGCAACAGCGCCGUGUGGCGGGCGCUGCGGGACGUCGACCCCGCGGAGGAGGUGGGGAACCCCUGGGUGGAGGAGAUCCACAGGUUCCCCGUCGAGGUGCCCAAGGUCGAGAGCGUCGUCGCGGCGCCGGCGUCGUGAGGCUUUUGUUUGAACUGUGUGGAGAAAUGGAGCGCGCGUCGAGUCAUAAAGUGUGUGUUGGUCGAGUGAAGGUGUUGUUAAAGUGUGAUGUAAACGUACAGGAAGUUUGGUGGUUGGUUUGAGAUGUAGCUGACCUAAUGUUGAUUCUUUGGGCCGGGUUCAUGUGGCAUUUGGGGAAUAAGGCCGGGCGGACUGCAAAAUUGUACAAACCCAGAACUGAUUAUGAUGUCGUAAGCAUUGGCCGGACGUUGGGCCGUAUUCGAUA
Molecule: messenger RNA, 1965 nt
Organism: Panicum hallii
Lineage: Eukaryota; Viridiplantae; Streptophyta; Magnoliopsida; Poales; Poaceae
Product: 3-ketoacyl-CoA synthase 20-like
Exons: 2
Coding region: 135-1700 (521 amino acids)
Biological process (GO): fatty acid biosynthetic process
Cellular component (GO): membrane
Molecular function (GO): acyltransferase activity, transferring groups other than amino-acyl groups
Source: RefSeq, a predicted model, not a curated record